UUGGCAGGAUUCAUAGGUGGCAGAUACACGCACACACACACCUACAUACGCUGCUACCCAACGCACUCUCUCUAAUUCGCUUGCCCAGGGCAAAUAGAAUGCAGUGUCUGAUGGAUUCUUUUUUCCUUCUUCUCGUUUCUAUUUUCCCUUCUUCCGUCCCGCCCGAAGAGCUGCAUGCAUUAUCCUGGCCACCCAUGCUGGCUGAAAUGCCGUCUGUUCAUUCCAAUCGGCCAAUAGGGCGGCUCCAGCUGGACAAUGCAGGACUAGCCGCUGCGAUGCAUCGUGGGCGCGUCACAUACAACACCGAGGCUGCUUCUUUCUUUUCCUUCUUUCCUUCCCAUAUUGUGUUUUUUUGUGGGGGGGAGGGUGAGUCGAGCAAACUUGGAGUGUCUGGAGGUCUCCCUUGGCUUCUCCCACCUUUAUUCUCUAGGCUUGGUUACUAGUACUAAUAGUAGCCCGUUAUCAGUGGUAGCCGUAGCGUUUCUAAACAGUAGGAGUAGUUCUGGAGUAGUACGAGGUAGCAUCAUGGCUUGCUCAUUUCAGCAGACACA
Molecule: messenger RNA, 551 nt
Organism: Trichoderma asperellum CBS 433.97
Lineage: Eukaryota; Fungi; Ascomycota; Sordariomycetes; Hypocreales; Hypocreaceae
Source: RefSeq, a predicted model, not a curated record